CCGACUCUUCCUUCCUCUCUCUCUCUCGAUUCUCCUGUGUGGUGUGCCUUUCCUCCUCCUCUUCCUGCCACGCCCAUUCCGCCCGUCACAAUACACAGCACCCUCCGUCCACGAUCGGCGUCUUGACUUUUAUUCCUUCCACUCUCCCCGGAAAUUAAUCACAGGAAAUUAUUAUCCAUGCCUCCCGACACACCUCAAAAACUCACAAAAAAGCAACGCAAAUCCCUCGCCUUCCGCCAAAAAACGAAAUCAAAAAAGGGCGGGAAAAAAUCGUCAACUCGUCCCGAACCCGAGGACGUUCCGGAAAUAGACAUAGAGAUCCUCGAUGCACAGCCGGACGAUCGUCAUCAGCCUUCAGAAAAUAACUCAGGGCAACUUGAUGAACUCACAGCUUCGUCUUCAGGGGGGAAGGAGAACAAAGUAAAGGGAAAAGAGAAAGAGAAACAAGUAGGAGAGCUGGGUCUAAAACCGAAGGAACCACAAGCCUCGACGAAGAAACGUAAACGGACCGAAGCAGAGGAAGACGCCGUCGACCAAGCAGACUCUACAGCCAAGCCUAAGAAGAAGCGAAAAGGAAAGACGCCCGAGACAGACGAGAACGCAUCUGCAAACAGUGAAGAGAACGAAAAGCCUGAUACGCAAAAGAGUCGAUAUAUCCUAUUUGUCGGUAAUCUAAAGUAUACAACUUCAAAAGAAGCUAUCCAAGCACACUUCGCCCACUGUGACCCACCACCAAUAAUCCGCCUCCUCACUCCCAAACCUACCAAACCCUCCCCCUCUGCGACAACAAAAUCAAAAGGCUGCGCCUUCCUCGAAUUCACACACCGCAACGCCCUCCAACAAGCUCUCAAACUCCACCACUCCACACUCGACGGCCGACAGAUCAACGUCGAGCUUACCGCCGGGGGAGGUGGGAAGAGUGCUACGAGGCUUGAGAAGGUGAGAGUGAGGAAUCGGGGGUUGGAGGUGCAGAGGACAAAACGCCAACAAAAAACAUCCCAAACUCACAACUCUACCGAAACCAACCCAGCAGACAAUCAAAAUCACUCCCAACGCCACUCCACAACCUCCGGCACAACCCAAACCCAAUCACCCACAAAACAACAAAACCGCACAUGGUCCAUACCCGAAGACGACGACUCUCCUGGCACACACCGCGGCGGAGUCAAGAAACGCGGGUCCAAGAAGAAAAGUACCAGUACCAGUAGUAAAAAGGAAUGGGGGACAGGCGUUAACGCUAUUCCGGUUGGAUGA
Fomitiporia mediterranea MF3/22 is the source of this 1254-nucleotide messenger RNA. RefSeq lists its product as uncharacterized. NCBI's taxonomy places the organism in Eukaryota, Fungi, Basidiomycota, Agaricomycetes, Hymenochaetales, Hymenochaetaceae. The coding region runs from base 178 to 1254 and encodes 358 amino acids. Gene Ontology annotation, molecular function: RNA binding. The transcript is spliced from 4 exons. The record is from RefSeq and is a predicted model, not a curated record.